UGUUUAGAGAUCCAGUACUCCUCACAUAUACCACACGACACAAUGCCUAAAGAAAUCAAGGAUAUCAAGCAGUUCCUCGAGCUCGCCAGAAGAAAAGAUGCCAAGUCCGCUGGCAUCAAGAAGAACGGCAGCAAGUUGAUCAAGUUCAAGCUCCGCAACUCGCGUUACCUCUACACCCUCGUCCUCAACGACGCCCAGAAGGCCCAGAAGCUCACCCAGUCGCUUCCUCCUGGACUCAAGGUUACCGAGAUCAAGAACUAAAUGUUCUAAGUCGAUAGGACCAAAAAUAAAAUCAAUCAAAAAUCGGAGUCUUUUACAGUGCAUUGUUUUCUUCACCACAAACGUGACGAGAAUCGAAAAACGGCUAUGAGAAUGGUUUUGUAAUUAUAGGAUUUAAUCAGAAUAGAGUCGUGUGCUUCCAGA
This is a messenger RNA of Myxozyma melibiosi, 423 nucleotides long. Its product is annotated as 60S ribosomal protein L38-1. Gene Ontology annotation, cellular component: cytosolic large ribosomal subunit; ribosome. The transcript has 4 exons. Gene Ontology annotation, biological process: translation; protein-RNA complex assembly. Lineage: Eukaryota; Fungi; Ascomycota; Lipomycetes; Lipomycetales; Lipomycetaceae. Gene Ontology annotation, molecular function: structural constituent of ribosome. The coding region runs from base 43 to 261 and encodes 72 amino acids. The record is from RefSeq and is a predicted model, not a curated record.